AUGCCACUCUCCGACAAGGACGCAGAAAAGGCAAUCAGGGCCAGAUACGAACCGCUAGCAAGGACCGCAUUCAGCAUCAUUUACACAGAAAAGGGCAACACCGAGUCAGUCCUCAAAGCCGGGGGCUUUUGGAUUGACGGCGAAGUGUACGACAAGCCGGCCUUUGCCGAAAAUACAAGCGACCACCUGAAGCGUGAAGUUACGGUUUACGACGCCCUCAGGCCGCACCCACAUAUCACGGCCUGCCUUGGCCUGGAACUGCUGCCCGGCACCAGCGAGGCUUGGGCGCUACGACUCGAGCGCUCCCCAUGGGGCGACUUGCGCAGCUAUAUCCUGAAGCACACCGCGCCCGACAUGUGUGACCGGUUGAAGGUGGCCGUGGACUUUGCAACCGCCGUUCAACACCUCCAUGACCGUGGCGUCAUCUGGGGGGAUCUGUCGACACGGAAUGCGAUCGUCUUCGAUGGUCUCAACAUCAAGCUCUGUGAUUUUUCCGGGUCGAGUCUGCGGAAUCCACGAUACUGGCCACCGAUGCCGGUUGCCGAGGCGCCUGCCGACGGGAGCGUGGAGCUAGAGUUGUUCGCGCUUGGGACUGCAAUCUGCGAGAUUACAGAAUGGGCUGUGCCGUACGGUCGUCCGGAAGAAGUGGAUGAGGAUGCUGUUCAGCGGAUGCUGGCAAGGGGGGAGUAUCCUCAUGUGUCGGACGAUAAUCCAGCGAGGGAUGUCAUCUGGAGGCUGUGGCGUUUAGAGUACCGUUCGGGUGGAGAUGCCGUCAAGGAUUUGAAGGCCAUCUUGAAUAGCCUCGCCUUAUGUCGUUCUGCUUCUCCGAGGGAAGGUAAUCAAGGCUCCGCCGCGGACAGUCAGGGCCGAGACACCGAUCGACCCGACCGUUGA
Messenger RNA from Canariomyces notabilis, 894 nucleotides. RefSeq names its product kinase-like protein. Lineage: Eukaryota; Fungi; Ascomycota; Sordariomycetes; Sordariales; Chaetomiaceae. Gene Ontology annotation, molecular function: protein kinase activity; ATP binding. The transcript has 3 exons. The coding region runs from base 1 to 894 and encodes 297 amino acids. The record is from RefSeq and is a predicted model, not a curated record. Gene Ontology annotation, biological process: protein phosphorylation.